Cynocephalus volans (Philippine flying lemur) is the source of this 6279-nucleotide messenger RNA. It is a transcript of the gene RNF115, whose product is annotated as ring finger protein 115. Gene Ontology annotation, molecular function: ubiquitin protein ligase activity. The record is from RefSeq and is a predicted model, not a curated record. NCBI's taxonomy places the organism in Eukaryota, Metazoa, Chordata, Mammalia, Dermoptera, Cynocephalidae. Gene Ontology annotation, cellular component: cytoplasm. Bases 110 to 1027 code for a protein of 305 amino acids. The transcript has 9 exons. Gene Ontology annotation, biological process: protein ubiquitination.
GGCAGCAGCGGUAGCGGCAGCGGCGGAGCGGUGACCGCAGCCGGGGAGGUAGCGGCCUGGCGAGCAAAGGGCCGGCUGCCGUCUCGGACAGCCACGGCGGAGGAGAAAAAUGGCGGAGGCUUCGGCGGCCGGGGCGGACGCGGGCGCCGCUGUAGCCGCGCACCGGUUUUUCUGCCACUUUUGUAAGGGCGAGGUCAGCCCCAAACUACCGGAAUAUAUUUGUCCUAGAUGUGAAUCCGGCUUCAUUGAAGAAGUGACAGAUGAUUCCAGUUUUUUAGGUGGUGGUGGCAGCCGGAUAGACAAUAGCACAUCAACACAUUUUGCAGAGCUCUGGGACCAUUUGGAUCACACAAUGUUUUUCCAAGAUUUUAGACCAUUUCUAAGUAGCAGUCCACUGGACCAAGAUAAUAGAGCCAGUGAGAGGGGUCUUCAAACUCACACUGACUUCUGGGGACCAAGUCGGCCUCCACGGCUGCCAGUGACUCGGAGAUACAGAUCUCGAGGAAGUACUCGUCCUGACAGAUCUCCAGCUAUUGAAGGAAUAAUACAACAGAUCCUUGCAGGAUUCUUUGCAAAUCCUGCAAUUCCUGGACCCCCACACCCUUUUUCCUGGAGCGGGAUGCUGCACUCCAACCCUGGGGACUAUGCCUGGGGUCAGACAGGGCUUGAUGCCAUUGUAACCCAGCUUUUAGGACAACUGGAAAACACAGGGCCUCCCCCAGCUGACAAGGAAAAGAUUACAUCACUUCCAACAGUGACAGUAACUCAGGAACAAGUUGAUAUAGGUUUAGAGUGUCCAGUUUGCAAAGAAGAUUACACAGUUGAAGAGGAAGUCCGGCAGUUACCCUGCAAUCACUUCUUUCACAGCAGUUGUAUUGUGCCAUGGUUAGAACUGCAUGACACAUGUCCUGUAUGUAGGAAGAGCUUAAAUGGUGAGGACUCUACUCGGCAAACCCAAAGCUCUGAGGCCUCUGCAAGCAACAGAUUUAGCAGUGACAGCCAGCUACAUGACCGAUGGACUUUCUGAAGCUAAAGACCGCACCUGAACCAGGGCUGUGGUAGUCUUCUUACCAUAGCUGUAAAUUGUAUCAGAACAAAAAAAUAGUAGCUGGAUUUAGGAAUCACAAAAGAAACCCCAACCCAUAAUAUUAAUGCAAUGAGUGUUUUUCUUCUCUAAAUUUAAAGUUAGUAUCUAUAGGUGGAAUUAUAUCUGCAACCAAAUGUCUCUUAUUCCUGAAUUGAGAGUGAUAAUUUUAACAUGUAAGACUUAAUUAUGUGGGUUUCCCCCCACCUGAGGAGAAUCAGUUUCUUAAAGUUUACCUAGGGCCCUGCUAUCUGUCCUGUUGCCUUGUAAUGGAUGUUUCCACCUCCUUCUCUAAACUCUACCCCACCAUUAGUGUAUUUUACAGUAAAUACAGUGGAACCAGAACCCUAGAGUCCUGCUGAUACGAAGUCCUAUUGUCCUAAUUGUACAAAAGCAUCUACUCUUGACCACAUUAGCCUUGAGGUGAGAUCAGAUUAAUUCAGGAAUCUGAGACUAAUGAUUUUGUUUUAUCUUGAUCCUCAGAGAGCAAAUCAAAAAAAAUUUAUAGUGGGAAGGAAAAAGUAGCUUAUCAUUGUACACUUUGGUUUUCUCAUUUUAAUUUUUGAAAACUGCUUCAGGAGAUGCUGUUUCUCCAGAAACCAACAUGACAUGCUUAGGAGUCUUAUGUUAGUAAGAAUCUGAUUCUGGUUCUUUAUUGGGAAUGAGUUUGGCAGCAUACAGACACAGAAAAACAGAUGUUUGAAAUCUUUGGUUCUGAAAUUUUUUAAUGAUCCCCAUUUCAUUGUUUACUGUCUUUUGUUCUAGGGAUCUUAAAAUAAUUUCCCUCAAAGAAAUAGGAUUAUUUCAUUACUGCCUCUAAAGCCAAUUCACUGUUUUUAGUAAUUCACUGGUCUUUAGGAAUUGGGAUUUCAUAUCAUCUCAUUUUAAUUUUUUUAGGCCUAUUUUUCAUCUCUGAAAUUUUCCUGUUCUGCUGGUUCUAACUAUGCUCAGAGUCAAACUGACUAAUGUGAUCAUGCCCCAAACUUCUUUACGUGGGAGAGUUUGGCCUUAUGUUUUCAGCCUAACAGUGUCCCAUGCAUGUGCUCUUUGGAGCAUUUAAGUGUUUAAAGUUUAAUAAAUGAAGAAGGUAAAAAAUGUUGUCGGAAUUUCAAAGUCUCAAAAGGAAAUGAUGGGGACAUAUAACAGCCACUGGUAUAUAAAAAAAGGCAAUAAUGAUGCACAGGGGGCAUCAUUUGUAGGGUGACAUCAGUGUUUCAUAGUUUGGAAUGAUCAGAACAAGAAUGCCACUCUUGUGAAUCUCUUUCUUGGCUAGGAAUCUUUCCUCAGUUUUUGUUGAUUAUCAUACACUGAUUUGGGGGUAAGGGAAGAAUGUUAGAGAUAUCUUUUGUCUGUGCUUUGGUAGAGGAUGAAGGAGUCUGGGAGGAAAGAGAAAAAGUGGGAGAGUGGCCUGCUGAACUAACAGCCUGCUUCUAAAAGUUGUGGACAGAAGGUGUGACUCAGGUUGUGCCCAGAGGAAAUAGAAGAUGUUUUCUCAUGUACCUCUCAUAUUACACUUCUGUAGAAAUUGCUUCUUUGGGGAAUGUGAUCUAUUUACUAUGGCUAGCCUAUGGAAUGUAGCCUAAGAAUAUACACUGGUUUCGAAUUGAUGGGGGGCGGGGGAGAAGAGAUGUAUAUUGUGAAUAUUUGGCCACUACUUAGAUGGAGGAAGGCUAUGUUGAAGCUGGAGCAUGUUGCAGUUUUCAAGUAGAACAAUAGCAACUGUCUCAGAAAAAUUAUGACAGUCUAGAAAUUUGUGUCUGCCAGCUAGUGUCUGAAGAUGCCAGGACAGUUAGUUGUAUUUUUACUUACAACUAGAGAAUUAGUACCUGGCGAACUAGAAGGGAUCUGAAUAGCUUCAAAAAGGGUAGAAACAGGGCCGGCCCAUGGCUCACUUGGGAGAGUGUGGUGCUGAUAACCAGGGCCAUGAGUUUGGAUCCCUGUAUAGGGAUGGCUGGUUAGCUCACUUGGGAGAGCGUGGUGUUGACAACACCACGUUAAGGGUCAAGUUCCCCCUUACCAGUCAUCUUUUUUUAAAAAAGGGGGUAGAAACAAAAGUGUUUGAUAGGGAUCUGCCUUUUUAUUUUUUUGUUUUGUUUUGUUUUCUUUUUAGGAAUCUGCCUUUUUAAUACACAGUGUUGCAAACAGCAUCAGACUAAGUUAUCUGAAAUUCCUUGACUUUUGCUCUGAUAGAGGACAUGAGGCUUAUUUGCUGUUUCCCAGACCUGGUCCACUUAAUGAAUCUGUAGUGUUUAUUCCUAGAAUGGGAGGCAUCUCAGACUUCCAGGUUAAUUUAUGUUAAAGGGUUAGGUUUUUCAGAGAAACAGAAUAGGAUAUACAUAUGUAUAUAGAAAGAGAUUUAUUAUAAGGAAUUGGCUCAAUUAUGGAGGUUGAGAAGCCCAAGAUCUGCAGUGGGCUGGAAACUUGAGAGAGCUAAUAGUGUAGUUCCGGUCUGAGUCUGAAGUCCUAAGUAGCAGGAGAGCCAGUGGUAUACAUUUUCUAGCCUGAAAGCCAGGAGGCAAGAAGAGAUGGUGUUUCAGUUCCAGUCCAGGGCUGGCUGGUUAGCUCAGAUGUUUAGAGCACCACCUUGUAACACCAAGGUCAAGCGUUCGGAUCCCUGUACCGGACAGCUGCCACAAAAAAAAAAAAAAGUCCUAUCGAUUCUAGUCCAAAGGCUGGGAAAACUGAUGUCUCAGCUCAAGCAGUUAGGUAGGAUUUUCCCCUUACUUGAGGGAGGGUCAGCCUUCCUAUUCCAUUCAAGUCUUUUGGUCAGCCUUCCUAUUCCAUUCAAAUCUUUAAUUGAUGGAUGAGAGCCACCCACAUUGGGGAGGGUACUUUGCUUCAUUCAGUCUGUUGAUUCAAAUGUUAAUCUCAUCCCAAAACACCCUCACGGACAGACCCAGAAUAAUGUUUGACCAAAUAUCUGGGCAUCCUGUGGCCUAUUAAGGUUGAUACAUAAAAUAAACAGUCACAAGGAGGAAAAGUAGAAAUGAUACACACAGAGUGAUCCUCAUCCCUCUUAAGUUUUGCCAAGUGAACAGUGUGCCUCUAUGAGAAAUGUCUGCCUUGGCUCAGUCCUAUGGUUAAACAGUGGAAGAAAUGUAUAUGGGGUGUGGAUCAAUUUGCUCUGGGUGUAAUUUUUAUUUUUAUUAUUUAUUUAUUUAUUUAUUUUUAAAAGAUGACCGGUAAGGGGAUCUUAACCCUUGACUUGGUGUUAUCAGCACCACACUCUCCCGAGUGCGCCACGGGCUGGCCCAUAAUUUUUAUUUUUUCCUCCUUAAUCUAAAUUAACCUGGAAGUCUUUGAGAGACCUCCCAUUCUAGAAAGAAACAUUUUAGAUUCAUUGACCUAACACCAGAACAUGGCUAGGGUUGAGAAUUUAUUUUUAGGAAUGUCUUGCCCUUAAAUGUUUCAAAUACAGUUUAGAUAUAGUGCCCAAGGUGGAAGGCUACAUAACCUGGACUUCAGGUGUUCAUUCUUUUACAUCUGGAAGGCUUACAUACUCAGGAAUUUGGAGGCUUUAUAAGAGUGAAGGGAGAGGUUAUUCAGCUUUCCCUGAUUGUCAAAGAGAAGAGAAAACUUGCAAUUUCAGAUCGUGAGCCCUUAUUGUGAACUUGAGGCCUUUACAUUCAUAUUAACUGGCCUACCCUUUGAAUUCCACGCAGAACUGAACAGAUUUUCUUUUUUUUUUUGUGACCGGUAAGGGGAUCAUAACCUUUGGCUUGGUGUCGUCCGCACCGUGCUCAGCCAGUGAGCGCAGCGGCCAUCCCUAUAUAGGAUCCGAACCUGCAGCCUCGGUGGUCCCAGCGCCGCACUCUCCCGAGUGAGCCAUGGGGUUAACCCUGGAUUUUCUUAUUCUGUAUCUUUUUUUCUUUAUCUUGUCCAUUAUGAUAAAUAUAUACAUAUAUAUUUAUGAGGGUACUUCAAAAAGUUUGUGUAAAAAUGAAAAGAUAAUACAAGUAUUUCCACAAACUUUUUGAAGAUCCCUUAAGUGUGUGCAUCUGUGUGUGUAUACACAUGUAUAUAUGUAUAUAUACUUAUUUCCUCUUGUCACAAUUUGAAACGAGGGUAGAAAAUUAUUUGGUUAGCACAUAAUUAGGAGAGAUUUCCUAGAGAUUGGUAGACUUGGAAGUUGAGAGGUUAUACAGGGCGGUGCCUUGCUGUCCUCCCAGUGAUUAUUGCUGCUUGGGUAGUUUUCAGAUAAAUUAGUCUAACCCAACUUCAUUUGGGUCAGUUCUGGUUGGAUAGAACUGGGGAGUCAGGUGGGAAGGGCAGAGAGGUGGAUGUUUAACUGAUACCUCCAAAUCUUUAAAGUCUUAGAGCUAAUGACUUAAGAGAAGGAAGAAGGAAUAAUACUAGUAUUAAAUAUUAAUUUUCCUUUAAAAUUUCUACUGCCACUUCUCUGAAGAGUUGAGAAACCUGGAGAAUCUAGAGUGAUAUUUUGGCCCUGUUGCUAUAGCUCUUUGACUCUUUCCUUACAAUAAUGUUUUAAUUUAUUAGAAAAAGUAAUUACUGUAGGCAGAGGAUGUAGAAAUGACUAUUAAUUAAAAAGCUUCCUUAGGUCAUUGUUAAUUUUAUUUGUCAGGCUUUGCUGAAUAAUGAUUGGGCAAGUGCUUCUUAGAUGUUUUCUCUGAGCCAUGCUCUGGUUCAAUAAUUGGUUCUCAAGUUAGAAGGAAAAGUUUGGGGGACGAACUUAUUUUUUCCACCCAGCAAGUCUCACUUUGAUUAAAUAAUUAUUAGGAAAAAAAAUUCCUUGUUUAUAUCUUUGUAUCACACAUUCACAUAUAUGUAUAUGUUUGUGUAUAUAUAGAUAUUUAUAUAUUCAUAGACAUUGAUUGAGUUUGGGUGUAUUGUCCCCUCCAAAACUCAUGUGGAAAUUUGAUCCCCAAUGUGGCAGUGUUGGAAACUGAUUGAGUCAUGGGGGUGGAUCCCUCAUGAAUGGAUUAAUGCUCUCCCUGGGGGAAGGAGGAUUAAUGAGUGAGUUCUCGCUCUAUUAGUUCCCGCGAGAGCUCGUUGCUUAAAAAGACCCUGGCACCUUCUCUUGCUUCUUCUCUCUUGCUUCCUCUUGCCAUGUGAUCUGCUUGUACCUGCCAGCUACCUGCCACUUUUCCGCCAUGAGUAGAAACAGACUGAGGCCCAUGCCAGAUGCAGCUGUCCCAAAAUCAUAAGCCAAAUAAACCUCUCUUCUUUAUAAAUUA